AAAAAAACGUUUUUUUUUCUUCUUAAUAUUAUGAAUUUAUCAUUCUUGAAAACAUUUCCACACCAUGUAUCUGUGUCAGACACUGUAAUAGCAAUGCAUGUAGGUAAAACAGUUAUUCUUCAGUCUAUUUUUGCAAGUUUUUCUGUAGUUUCUAAAAGCUGAAAUAGCAGCAUGACUUGGAGAAACGUGGAUGACUGGGAAUGAAAACCUUGCAGCAGUUGCAGAUAUAUUACCGAUAUAUUCGGGGUCCCAGGACCGCACGGCCAAGCUGUGGUCACUGGCGGCGGAGGGGAUCGUGGGCAUGCUGGGGGUUUUUAGGGGCCACCGGCGCGGCGUCUGGGCUGUCUGCUUCUCUCCCGUCGACCAGGUGCUGGCCACGUCCUCCGCAGACGGUGCCACAAAUGUGGAGCCUGCAAGACUUCAGCUGCCUCAAGACAUUUGAGGGUCACGAUGCAUCGGUUUUGAAGGUGAUCUUUGUGAGCCGAGGCAUUCAGCUGCUCACCAGGUAACCACACACACGCAAAGCUUUUCUCCAGAACAAUCUUAUCUUCAUUUUUUACAGGUUAGUUCUGGAAACAAUCUGCGGUCUCAAUUAAUUUGUUUUUUUACAAAAGCUUCACUUUGUGCUGAGCACAAGGAAACGUGAGCUCCAAACCCUCAUCUGUGCUUAUCAUGUUUUAUCUGAUUGGCACGAUCCAAAAACUAGCUUUGGGCUCACGUGGACUAUUCAUACUUAAUGGAGAAAAAAAGUGAAAGGAAUUUUCUAUUGUUCUUGUGUUUUGACUGCUGGUGGCAAACUUUUACAAAAUUAUAUUAAAUCACCAGCUUGGUAGGAAAACACUUGAUACUUAAACUGUAGCUUUUUGUUUUUUCCAACUGUGAGUAGCUGCUUUGUGUGAGAAUAGUGCACUUUCACUACACACUCAAAAAUCUGUUUCAUUUUUCAUCUGUAUGCUGACUUUAAAUUAAUAUGCCAAUUCGUUUUUGAUUUAAUCGUAAGGUGAACGAAAAGUUCUGAGAACCCAAAACAACUUUUUGUCACAAUUACAGUCCAAAAGGCAACGACAUUCUGUUUAAAGUGAUUAGAUGUGAGAGGCUCAAACCAGAAAACAUCUUCCAUUUUUACUUGAUUAAACAACUGUAACGUAAAAGAUAUAUCAAAAUAUAAUCGACUCAUUUUCUGUUGAUUGAUUAAUUGUCUCCGCCUCUUUUUGAGUUUACGUUCUCCUUUCCCUUCUCCAGUGUCAACGUAGACACACUAAACACCUCACUAGAGUUAGCAUAGAUUGUAGUAUAGACUUGUGUUUUAUCUGCAUUGUUGUGGAUCCCCCUCACACUGUUGUAACUCAACUCUCCCAACUGACGUUCUGUCCUUAGUGGCUCCGAUGGUUUAGUAAAGCUGUGGACCAUAAAGACCAACGAGUGUGUGAAGACGCUGGACGCCCACCAGGACAAAGUGUGGGGUCUCCACUCCAGCCACGAAGAUGACAAGAUGGGGACUGGUUCAGCCGACUCCAACAUCACCGUGUGGGUGGUAAGUGUGAUGUGAUUGAUAGUCACCUGUUGAACAGAGGACGCAGAGAGAAUGAAGCUGCAUCGAUUAGCAGUCAAACUUCAUUGCCGGGUAAAAAGAGCAAAGAGUUUUUCUUGUCUUCACUCAUAACUGUCCUUUGGGUAAUAAAUCACUCAAUAAAUGCAAGAAAAUUUAAUAAAAAUGCAAGAGUUAUUAUUUAACAACUCAGAAAUCUAUACAUUUUUAAAACAAUGUCCUUUAAUCACCUGCUUCAAGACCUCCACCAUCAUCCUCGUCCAACAAAAAACAAGGAUCACAGGCAGGGGCGUCGUUGUAAAAAGACCGUAUUUCAGAACGGGAUGAACACCUGUGAAAUACAAUGCAAUAGCCAUGCAACACGUACUGCUUUUGAUGAAGAGUGGGCGACGUGAUUGGAUUUAAUUGCAUUGUUUUACGAAUAAGUGAACGAUUCUACAGAAGGGUAACGACACAGGGAUGCAGCACCCUAACCAUAUAAAUAGGUAUGGAAUUUUGAAGAAAAAAAUGUAGUAGUAAUGUUUACUGUGUUUAAAAUAAAACAAUCUAUAAAUAAGUAGCUACAUAUUUGCAACCAUGAUGCCUGUGAUAAAACAUUAUAAAGCCUGAGUGUUAUUUAUUGUUUUGUACCACAUGUUAAGGCCUGGCUCCUUCUGACUUGCCACAGGAUUAAUGUCCUCAUUUGAGAAUCACUCUUGUUUAUCACUCUUGUGAAUUUCAGUUUGUGCUCGAUUCCCAACUACUGUACUGUAUAAGAAUCAUUUCAUAGCAUUGAAUUAAUUUAUGUAAAAAGGUUUUCAAAUCUCAGACUCUGUUGAAUUAAUAGUUAUUCAUGCACCAAAAUAAUUAACUGUGUUCGUAUUGUCGACGGACUAAAAGACCGGAUUUCAGAACGGGAUGAACACCUGUGAAAUACAAUGCAAUAGCCAUGCAACACGUACUGCUUUUGGUGAAGAGUAGGGGACGUGAUUGGAUUCAAUUGCAUUGUUUUAUGAAUAAGUGAACCAUUCUACAGAAGGGUAACGACACAGGGAUGCAACACUGUAACCGUAUAAAUCUCUGUGGCUUUGUUUCAGGUGAAAGACCCUUCAGAUGCAAUCAGUGCAACAUGAGUUUCAUUCAGAAAUACCUUCUCCAGCGACACGAGAAAAUCCACAGUGGAGAGAAGCCAUUCAGCUGUGACCAGUGUAACAUGCGUUUCAUUCAGAAGUACCACAUGGAGAGGCACAAGAGGACUCACAGCGGAGAAAAGCCGUACAGAUGUGAGACCUGCCAACAGUAUUUUUCUAGGACAGACCGACAGCUUAAUUUGGAUUUGGCCUCUCUGGACUCCUCCAAUCCUUCCUACCAGAUCGAAAACUUUGCCCAGGCCUUUGGCUCCCAAUUCAAGUCGGAUGGCCGUGGCCUGUCUUACGGCACCGACUCUAGCGGGGAGGUGGAUCACAGGAUACGGACGCCUGUGUCUGAAUUCUCAGGGUAUAGUAGUUUGUUAUCUGAUGUCAAUGAGCCAGUAAGUACAGGUUCCAAAACUACAACAAGCCAAAGCUACAGAUGAGAGCCUGAGAGGGAGAGAACACGGGUUAAAUUCUGUUUUAUUUUUUUGUGCUCCUAUUUUAUUAUUGUUAUUUUUUUAAGUGACAUCUUUGUAAUUAUUCAGAUUCUGGUUCUGUGCCCACUCCUCUCCCCACAAUAAGCCCACAGGGCUUCCUGCAAAUGCAAUUCUUUUUUUUAAAGUAUGUUAUUUUUAAGUUAAAUAUGUAUUUACUGUUUGUUCUCGUCAUAUUAGUGGCAUUAAGUCUGGUCAUAACUCAUGAACUGAAAGUACUUUUUUAAAUACGUGUAGCGUAGUACGGGACAUAUUUCUUUUACAAUGAGGUGUUUGAGCUAUCAACGUUACAAUUGUAAAACAAUAAUGAGAAUUAAAGCUGCGAGCAGUGAUGAACGGGCCCUCGCAUCUUCCAGCGUGUCGGGGGUGGCGGCGGGACUCCGGCCUGCGCGGCAGAGAACGUCCGCGACCGUCGGACAGCGCGUCCGCGAGUGAGACGUAUUUAAUCUUGCGUGGACCGCCUGAUGUUGGAAAUGAUGCUUUGCAAAUAGUUCGAUGCUCCCU
This is a messenger RNA of Anarrhichthys ocellatus (wolf-eel), 3659 nucleotides long. Its product is annotated as zinc finger protein 281-like. Gene Ontology annotation, cellular component: 90S preribosome; nucleus; nucleolus. The transcript is spliced from 4 exons. Gene Ontology annotation, molecular function: DNA-binding transcription factor activity, RNA polymerase II-specific; U3 snoRNA binding; protein binding. Bases 2583 to 3104 code for a protein of 173 amino acids. Lineage: Eukaryota; Metazoa; Chordata; Actinopteri; Perciformes; Anarhichadidae. The record is from RefSeq and is a predicted model, not a curated record. Gene Ontology annotation, biological process: regulation of transcription by RNA polymerase II; endonucleolytic cleavage to generate mature 5'-end of SSU-rRNA from (SSU-rRNA, 5.8S rRNA, LSU-rRNA); endonucleolytic cleavage in 5'-ETS of tricistronic rRNA transcript (SSU-rRNA, 5.8S rRNA, LSU-rRNA).